This is a messenger RNA of Cryptococcus wingfieldii CBS 7118, 1071 nucleotides long. Its product is annotated as homoserine kinase. The record is from RefSeq and is a predicted model, not a curated record. Bases 1 to 1071 code for a protein of 356 amino acids. Gene Ontology annotation, molecular function: homoserine kinase activity; ATP binding. Gene Ontology annotation, biological process: L-threonine metabolic process. NCBI's taxonomy places the organism in Eukaryota, Fungi, Basidiomycota, Tremellomycetes, Tremellales, Cryptococcaceae. The transcript is spliced from 3 exons.
AUGAGCGACCACAAGUACAAAAUCCACGUCCCAGCGACCUCCGCCAACAUCGGCCCCGGUUUCGACGUCUGCGGCAUCGCCCUCUCGCGCUCUCUUUCGCUUGUCGUCACCAUCCCCGCGCCUUCUUCCGAGCUCGAGCCGUUACCCAAAAUCGUCUACACCGGCCUCGACUCUGAGAACGUCCCUCUUUCUCCUUUCAAAAACCUCUUGACCCGUGUCGCCCUCUAUGUGCUUAGGGCGAAUGGGAAGUCGGCCUUCCCCCCUGGUGUCACUAUCGAAGCGCACAACGAGAUCCCCUUUGGCCGUGGACUCGGGUCUUCCGGCGCUGCCGUCAUCGCCGGUGUCCUCCUCGGCGACUUGCUGGGCGAGUUGAAUCUGCCCAAAGCGAGAUUACUCGACUUUGCGCUCAUGGUCGAGCGUCAUCCCGAUAACGUCACAGCUGCCCUCGUCGGUGGGUUUGUCGGGUCGUACCUUCGUGAACUGUCGCCGGAAGACAUGUCGGCGGCUUCGAUUCCGCUGGCAGAAGUACUGCCAGAGUUCCCGCCGGAUGCGGGACCUCAAUGGGGCAAGAACCCGCCUCAACCGCCGAAUGGUAUUGGGCACUAUGUGCGGUUUGGGUGGGCAAAGGAGAUCAAGGCGAUUGCUGUGAGCCCGAGGUUUGAGCUGGCGACGGCCAAGGCGAGGGGUGUGUUGCCGGAAUCGUAUUCCAAGAAGGAUUUGAUCUUCAACUUGCAACGGUUGGCGGUUCUUACGACUGCUUUGGCGCGUUCACCGCCUGAUCCUGAUCUUAUCUACGAUGCCAUGGGCGACCGUGUACACCAACCCUACCGCAUGAACCUCAUCCCCGGCCUUCCCAAAAUCCUGUCCACCCUCACCCCCACAUCCCACCCCGGCCUCCUCGGUAUCUGCCUCUCAGGCGCCGGCCCCACCAUCCUCGCACUCGCCACCCACAACUUUGACGCCAUCGCGCAAGAGAUUGAGAGCAUCUUUGGGGCGGAGAAUGUAAAGGUUGAUUGGAAGGUGUUGGAUAUUGAUGAGAGGGGGAGUUAUGUUGAGGAGAUCAAGGCGUAG